UAGCCACCCGAGGCCCUGGUGCGUCAUCCUCGUGCGCCGGAAGCACUCUUCAUCCUGCCGGAAGUACGUUUGUUGUGGGAGAGGGGACGGCGCGGAAGUGCCGCUUGGAGGGGAACGAUGGGUUGCGAUGGGGGAACCAUCCCCAAGAGACACGAAUUAGUGAAAGGGCCUCGAAAGGUGGAGAAGAUUGACAAAAAUGCAGAAUUAGUGGCACAGUGGUACUACUGCACACUGAGUCAAGAAGAACUAAGGAGACCAAUUGUAGCCUGUGAGCUGGGCAGGCUGUAUAACAAAGAUGCUAUCAUUGAAUUUUUACUGGACAAGUCAUCUGAUAAAUCCCUUGUGCAGGCUGCAUCAUAUAUCAGGAGCAUUAAGAAUGUAACAGAGCUGAACCUUGCAGAUAAUCCAGCUUGGAAAGGUGAUAAAGGGAACACAAAAGGUGAUAAAUAUGACGACAUCCAGUGUGCACGCUUUAUUUGCCCUGUGGUGGGCUUGGAAAUGAAUGGAAGGCAUCGGUUUUGUUUUUUGCGGAAUUGUGGCUGUGUGUUCUCUGAACGUGCUCUUAAAGAAAUUAAAACAGAAGUUUGUCACCGGUGUGGUGUUCCCUUUCAAGAAGACGACGUGAUUAUACUUAAUGGUAAUAAAGAAGAUGUGGAAGUGCUGAAGAAAAGAAUGGAGGAGAGAAGGCUUAAGAGUAAAGUGGGAAAGAAAUCAAAGAAAUGUAAGGCCGCAGAAUCGGUCUCUCAACAAGACACCACUGAAGAUUCUCCAGGACCAUCAGAAGUAAAGACUGCAAAAGAUGACAUGAACACUAAUUCUGGAGAAAGGAAACAGAUUGUCUUCACAAAGAGUGCAGAAGCUAAUGGAAGCUCUUCUGCAUCAGGAAAAAUCAGUAAAGCUUCAGCUGGCACCACCAAGAGAUCUAUUGUUGACAGUGAGGAGAAAUCAGAGGCAUACAAGUCUAUUUUUACGUCACACAGCUCAGCAAAACGCUCGAAGGAAGAGUCUUCCAACUGGAUUACUCACACAGCGUACUAUUUCUGAAACAAUUGUGUGCAUGAUUGUAACGGUCAUUGCUGCUUUUCUUCCCAGAGACUUUUUCUGUGUAACUCUGAUACAGGGUGUUAAUCGUAAUCUGAUGUUAUCUGGUAUUAUCCAGUUUGCAAGUUGUUUAUAAACUUGUGAAUAACUAGUGUACCUAGGUUGUUUGCAGCUACUGUUCAAUAAGAAAUAGAUGGCCAAAAUCCAUGUCUGGUAAUGUGACUUAUUGUAAAAGAUUAUUUACAAAAAGUAUAAUUCUUUAGGGUCAGAUUCUGCCAUCCUUAGUUACACUGAGUAGUAUUUUACUCUUGAUUGCAGUUUGUUAGGAUGGCAGAAUCUGCUUACUAAUAGAUAUAUCCUUCUAUGCUUUUAGAUGCAGAAUGAUUACCUACACAAUUUAGCUGCAGUUGUAAUUGAACUUCUCUUUGUGUUAGUUAAGACUGAAUUUAAUUUCUGUAACUUUCUGACACUGCUUGCUAACAAUAAAACCCUCCACAAUAUUUCCUUUCUUACUCUAGUCAAAACCAGUACACGUCUCUCUUAAAGGUGCUGGAGAUCGCUUUGAAUUAAUGCUUGUCAGGAUGGAGUCAUUUGGAAAGCUCGGUGUGAUCUCAGAAAUAAAAGUAAAAACUUUUA
This is a messenger RNA of Mauremys mutica (yellowpond turtle), 1677 nucleotides long. It is a transcript of the gene RTF2, whose product is annotated as replication termination factor 2. Gene Ontology annotation, cellular component: nucleus. The coding region runs from base 118 to 1044 and encodes 308 amino acids. Gene Ontology annotation, biological process: site-specific DNA replication termination at RTS1 barrier; mitotic DNA replication termination. The record is from RefSeq and is a predicted model, not a curated record. NCBI's taxonomy places the organism in Eukaryota, Metazoa, Chordata, Testudines, Geoemydidae. The transcript is spliced from 9 exons.